Adineta steineri is the source of this 294-nucleotide messenger RNA. Lineage: Eukaryota; Metazoa; Rotifera; Eurotatoria; Adinetida; Adinetidae. The record is from the annotation of a GenBank genome assembly.
AUGUCGUAUCCUGGUCAACCUAAUUAUUGUCCACCACCACCACCUUAUGGAGGAAAUCCGGGCUACUGUCCACCACCUCCACAAUUUGGUGGAAAUCCAGGUUAUUGUCCACCACCUCCACCGACUGUUAUAAUGCAAGCAACUGGUAAUUGCCCAUCAUGUCGAAUGGGUUUUUUAUCAUCUCAUGUCACUUGUUUGGGUGUUUUCUGUGCUAUUGUUCUAUUUCCCAUUGGUCUUAUUUGUUUAUUUGCAAUGCAAGAACAAAGAUGUUCACACUGUGGAUUUUGUUCCUAA